CAGCACCCUCUUGAUUCGUGUGCCGAACACCUUAUUCUCCCGUAGAAGUCGAAACCACCCCGUCUUCAGCCAUCGCGUGCUUCACCAUCACCUUCCUUUGAAUUUUUCCUACUUUGUUCUUGUGCACUCAAUACCAAGCCGUCACCGGAUAGGCUCCUGUUGGAAUUCGGCGACGCUGGCUACUUGGUCAAUUGCGCUUAUUUGUAAUACUCUGGGUUUCUCGAAUCUACCUCUCCAUCGCUUGUAAUAAUUAUCAUUCGACAAACAAUCGGUCACAAUGGGUUGCGGAAUGAGCACGGAGGAGAAGGAGGGCAAGGCCCGGAACGAGGAGAUUGAGAACCAGCUCAAGAGGGAUAGGUUGCAACAGCGCAAUGAGAUCAAGAUGCUUCUGCUUGGAGCCGGUGAAUCCGGAAAGUCCACCAUUCUCAAGCAGAUGAAGCUCAUCCACGAAGGCGGCUACUCACGAGACGAGCGGGAAUCUUUCAAAGAAAUCAUCUUCAGCAACACGGUUCAGUCCAUGCGCGUCAUCUUGGAGGCCAUGGAGUCGCUCGAGCUGCCUUUGGAGGAUCAAAGGAUGGAGUACCACGUACAGACCAUCUUCAUGCAGCCUGCUCAGAUCGAAGGCGAUGUUCUGCCACCUGAGGUUGGCAACGCCAUUGAGGCUUUGUGGAAGGACCGCGGUGUCCAGGAGUGCUUCAAGCGUUCAAGGGAAUACCAAUUGAACGACUCUGCCAGAUACUACUUCGACAACAUUGCCCGCAUUGCUGCGCCAGACUACAUGCCAAACGACCAGGACGUGCUUCGAUCUCGUGUCAAGACAACCGGUAUCACCGAGACGACUUUCAUCAUUGGCGACCUCACUUACCGAAUGUUCGAUGUCGGUGGUCAACGUUCCGAGCGAAAGAAGUGGAUUCACUGCUUCGAGAAUGUCACGACAAUUCUCUUCCUCGUCGCCAUUUCCGAGUACGAUCAGUUGUUGUUCGAAGACGAGACGGUCAACCGUAUGCAGGAGGCUCUCACACUUUUCGACUCCAUCUGCAACUCGAGGUGGUUCAUCAAGACCUCCAUCAUCCUCUUCUUGAACAAGAUAGAUCGCUUCAAGGAGAAGCUGCCCAUCAGCCCGAUGAAGAACUACUUCCCCGACUACGAGGGUGGAGACGACUACGCUGCGGCCUGUGACUAUAUCCUUAACCGAUUCGUCAGCUUGAACCAGCACGAGACAAAGCAAAUUUACACACAUUUCACCUGCGCCACGGACACCACACAGAUCCGCUUCGUCAUGGCGGCUGUUAAUGACAUCAUCAUACAAGAGAACCUCCGUCUCUGUGGUCUCAUCUAAAAUCAAUGCCGCUAAAGCACCACCACUACUACCCUCAUUUAUCAGCUUUUCCCUCGGAUACCCAAUAUGCAUCAAUAAUCGACGAGCCCUCAGGCGAUCUGGUCCUCUUGUGAGCCUCUAUGCCAACGGAGUCACAGGCGUCUUGUACUCCACCCAAAGAAGCCGGGAAAACAAGGUCCAUGGAUUCUUCAAACAUUUCCAUUAUUAAAUUUUCGGUCAUCUCGGUCCUGUUUCUUCGUUUUAUUAUUCAGCUAUGUUUGUUCUAUUCUCUACAUCUAUUUCCUUACAAUUGAGCUUCGCACGCGAGCGCGAGGUUACGCUAUAUAAUAGCGGGGUUUCCUUGUUUCUGUUACUUUUUUUUCACUUUUCCUGUUUUUUCCAACCUUGAUGUAUGUGCUCCUUUCUUUGUAACAACUGUGAAAGAUCUAGGAGGCAGGCGUGGUGAUUGAAGAGAAGCUUGGCGGGAUACGAAAUGGCUCAUGUGUCUUCUCUUUUGCUUUAUUUUUGAAAUCGAGAAUAAGGAAAAAAAAACUCAACACACACAAAGCGUGGACAAGGGACCUAAGCCUCUUCUUUUUUGGGUUAAGACUUGCUGGCAACGGAUGCGGAGAUCAGUGAACUCCAUCCUUAGGUUAUCGUCCUCUCUCUCUCUUCAUACCUACCUACCUGUGUAAUCUCUUGUGGCGACUUUGAUACCUAGGAUCGGCCCGUAAGAACACGAACCCGACGAGUGUUGAAUAAGCGAAAAACAAAGAACCGUUUUUUUGGGGUAUAUGGAAUGGAC
Messenger RNA from Pyricularia grisea, 2123 nucleotides. RefSeq lists its product as uncharacterized. Gene Ontology annotation, cellular component: heterotrimeric G-protein complex. Gene Ontology annotation, molecular function: G-protein beta/gamma-subunit complex binding; G protein-coupled receptor binding; GTP binding. Lineage: Eukaryota; Fungi; Ascomycota; Sordariomycetes; Magnaporthales; Pyriculariaceae. The transcript is spliced from 5 exons. Bases 278 to 1339 code for a protein of 353 amino acids. Gene Ontology annotation, biological process: G protein-coupled receptor signaling pathway. The record is from RefSeq and is a predicted model, not a curated record.